Messenger RNA from Musa acuminata AAA Group (dessert banana), 939 nucleotides. RefSeq lists its product as uncharacterized. The record is from RefSeq and is a predicted model, not a curated record. NCBI's taxonomy places the organism in Eukaryota, Viridiplantae, Streptophyta, Magnoliopsida, Zingiberales, Musaceae. The transcript is spliced from 3 exons. Bases 104 to 670 code for a protein of 188 amino acids.
UACUUCGCACACUCGCUCUCUCUCGAGUCUGUUGCUUUCUUGUUGAGAAAGAGAAAGAGAAGAGAGGGAGGAGGAGAGUUGGGUUGGGUCUCGGCGGCGGAGAAUGGAAGAGAAGGGGUCGAUGCUGGUGCAGAUCCUUGCGGUCGCCCUCUGCCUCACUGCCUUCGGUUUCGCCAUCGCCGCCGAACGCCGCAGGAGCACCGGUACCAUAGAGACGGACAAGUUCAAUGCCACUUAUUGCGUUUAUGAUUCAGAUGUAGCUACAGGUUAUGGAGUUGGUGCUUUCUUGUUCCUUCUGUCCAGCCAAUCACUACUUAUGGGUGUCACAAAAUGCAUGUGUUUUGGCAAACCUUUAGCUCCUGGUGGAAAUAGAGCGUGGUCGAUAAUAUAUUUUGCCUCUUCAUGGCUAACUUUCCUAAUCGCUGAGGCUUGUCUAAUCGCUGGUGCUACAAAAAAUGCAUACCAUACCAAGUACCGGCAUGUGGUCUAUGCUCAGAACUGGACCUGCGAGUCUCUGAGAAAAGGAGUGUUCAUUGCAGGAGCUGUCUUUGUGGUUUUCACCAUGAUUCUCAAUGUGUAUUACUACAUGUAUUUCGCAAAAGCUACGGGUCAGGCUGCACGAAAGACCAACAAACCAAACCCAACAGUUGGAAUGACUGGUUAUGCUUGAAUGAUGUUGGGAACUCUAUCCUCUAUCCUCAUAGUGCAGAAGAAUCCUACAUCCGACAUCUGUGUCUUCUGAUGCUUAGCUAUUUACAUGCCACCAAGUACAGAGACUCCAGUUGAUGCAGUAGCUAUUUUUGUUUGGUCUUGGUUCUUAGUUUUGGCCCGGAAUUGUAAUCGACAUUAUAAUAUAACUGGACGGAGCUCAUCACCAAUGGAGUAAUGGUUUUGGUUUCCAAAGUGAAGGUUUGCCUGGAUAUUAAGGCUGUUCGGUAA